Molecule: messenger RNA, 2942 nt
Organism: Pangasianodon hypophthalmus (striped catfish)
Lineage: Eukaryota; Metazoa; Chordata; Actinopteri; Siluriformes; Pangasiidae
Gene: tat
Product: tyrosine aminotransferase
Exons: 12
Coding region: 140-1570 (476 amino acids)
Biological process (GO): biosynthetic process; aromatic amino acid metabolic process
Molecular function (GO): L-tyrosine:2-oxoglutarate transaminase activity; pyridoxal phosphate binding
Source: RefSeq, a predicted model, not a curated record
GCCAGGCACUUAUUUCUGUGGCGGCUGUCUAUAAAACCGGCCACAAUACUACACAACACAUUUCAGUGCAUAAUUUAUUCGUGUUCCUGUAGGGACAAGUUUUUUUAAGGAUUCUUUUGAGGCACCUUUGAAAGAGAAAAUGUCACGUGUCGGGAAAAUGAAUGGAGUCUCACUGAACGGUUUUCACGGAGAUGAGAAGUUCAAAGGCCACGGAAUGAAGAACGGUGACAGUGUGAACGGAAUGAACGGAAAUGGUGUCACUGUUGUGAACGGGAGCGCGCGCGCUCCGUUCAGCCCCGUUAAAGGGAGAGCGCGCGGGCAGCGCUGGAGCGUGCGAGCGUCGGAGAUGGCGAAGAACACACUCAAUCCUAUCCGCGCUAUAGUCGACGGCAUGAAGCUCACCCCGAACCCUGACAAGCCCAUGAUCGCCCUGUCCAUCGGUGACCCCACAGUAUUCGGAAACUUGCCUACAGAUGAAAGUGUGCUACAGGCUGUGAAGAAAGCUGUAGAUUCACACAAAUACAGUGGCUAUGCCCCUUCAGUAGGUUACCAUAAGAGCAGAGAGGCUGUGGCGAACUUCUACAGCCAGUCAAGUGCUCCACUGGAAGCUAAUGAUGUAAUCCUGACCAGUGGAUGUAGCCAGGCUAUCGAGUUGGCCAUCAGUGUACUGUGUAAUCCAGGAGACAACAUCCUAGUUCCUUGCCCUGGAUUCUCGCUCUACAAAACCCUGGCUGUGUCGAUGGGCAUCCAGGUCAAACUGUACAACCUACUGCCGGAGAAGUCCUGGGAGAUUGAUCUCCAACACUUGGAGAGUCUGAUUGAUGAGAGGACAACCUGUCUGAUUGUCAACAACCCGUCCAACCCCUGUGGCUCUGUAUUUACAAAAGGGCACCUGCAGAACAUCCUCUCAGUUGCCUCAAAACACUGUGUCCCUAUCCUGGCAGAUGAGAUCUAUGGAGACAUGGUCUUUCCCAACUGUGAGUUUCAUGCCCUGGCUCCUCUCAGCAGUGACGUACCCAUUCUGUCCUGUGGUGGUCUGGCUAAACGCUGGCUUGUUCCUGGAUGGAGACUGGGCUGGAUCCUCAUCCACGAUCGCAAUAAUAUCUUCGGACGAGAGAUUCGAGAAGGUCUUGUGAAGCUCAGUCAGCGCAUUUUGGGAGCUUGUACAGUUAUCCAGGGGGCGCUAGAAAGCAUCUUUAAAAAUACCCCCUCAGAGUUCUACCAAAGUACAAUCAACUUUCUAAAGUCAAAUGCAGAUAUUUGCUUCUCAGAGCUGUCCACUGUUCCUGGGCUCAAUCCGGUAAUGCCAUCUGGAGCCAUGUACCUCAUGGUUGGAAUUGAAAUGGAGCACUUUCCAGAGUUCCAGGAUGAUGUGGAGUUCACAGAGAGGCUAGUUACUGAACAGUCUGUGUUCUGCUUACCUGCCACGGCAUUUGAAUACCCAAACUUCUUCCGGAUUGUGGUGACGGUUCCAGAGGAAAUGAUGGUGGAAGCAUGUGAACGGAUCAGGGAAUUCUGUGCACGCCACUACAGACCUCGCAGCCAAGACAGCAACGACCUGGACCAGUGAAGGGAUAUUCGGUGAACAAGCUAGAGAGAAAGAGCAAACAAUAAAGGGACACACGAAAGUGUAUAUGUAGUAGACAGGGAGAUCCACUUCUAACGGUUUGAGUGAGGACUGAUGUUUGUUCUUUGAAGGAGAUAAAAUAUUUCUAUGCACUAGUGAUGACAGAUAUAUGAUAUGGUCAUGAUAGGGAAGGCUAAAAUCUAAUAUCUAUCAAUCGCUCAACAAUGAACUAUUAGGGCUGAGAAAUGCAUUAUAUCACAAGGUCUGUAUUACAAGAUCACACACACAGACACUUAAAGGCAGAUAGGCAUUUCUAUUAUUCCUAAUUAUUCAUUUUUAACACCCUACUUUGAAUACCAAACAUAAUGGUAAACAGACAGUAUGGUUUUGUCAUCUGUCCUUUUGUGUAAUUUGUACACUGAUUGGACAUCGUGGGCAUAGUCUAUCUAGUUUUAGAUUCUCCUGUGAAAGGCAUACCAUCAGAAAGACGAUAGACCAAAUAAUCCACCUCAUUCGCAUUCAUUACACCCACAACUGUAUUUCUCAAUCACUGCUGAUGACAUAUUACAGAUGUGUCAGUAGCACAGGCUGGAAAAUAUCAGCCCAAAUUCACACUAGAAGAGGUUUCACUCUGAGUAAUCACCUGACACUUCUGUCACUGAUAGGCUACAUGAAUCUACAGUCUGGGCUGGAAAUAAAUCAGCCCCAGUGUCACCUUUUCAUGUCGUUCUGUACUAAUCGGUGAUACUGUUGAUCAUGUUUUCACAAAUGUCCAAAAAUAAUCUGCCUUAAAACAUUUGUUAACAGAAAACAAUCUGAUGUGGAUGCCAAAAAUGACUCAUUUUAUUAAUGUCUUUUUAAUCAUUGAAAGACAGGGAUGAGCUUAGCCCUGCUACCCCAUUUAUAUUAUGUAAGCUAUGCAUCUAUUCUAUGUUUUUUUUAUAUGGACCAGUAAACUGUCUUAUGUAAAUCUCGUGCUUAUCACUUGUACACUGUAGUGAUUUCUUUUGUGUAUGUGUAUGAUUGAUCUACUUCCAUCCUGGUUUGGUUUAGAGGCCAAAGAGCUUUGCAAACUGAUUGGCAGCUAUGAAUGCCGCUGCUGGACCCUAACUUUCAUACCAUGUGCUCUUUAUCCUGCAUAACAUGCAAUACGCUGAACUGAUUGUUGAGCAUAAGAACUUGUCUUUGAACCUAUAAUUAUCUCAAAGAUGCUCAGGUAUCUUUGAGAUAUCUGUAUAACACUUUCAUAACCCCACCAUUUUAUAAACAAGGUUUUAUAGACUCAAAUAUGUUUUUUUUAAUCUUCUUGUAUUUACUUUAUAUGAUUUUUCAGUAUUAUAUAGUAACAUUUAUUUAAAUAAAAUCUUACAAUAAA